Molecule: messenger RNA, 1182 nt
Organism: Phytophthora sojae
Lineage: Eukaryota; Oomycota; Peronosporomycetes; Peronosporales; Peronosporaceae
Exons: 1
Coding region: 1-1182 (393 amino acids)
Cellular component (GO): cytoplasm
Molecular function (GO): electron-transferring-flavoprotein dehydrogenase activity; flavin adenine dinucleotide binding
Source: RefSeq, a predicted model, not a curated record
AUGACCCGCGUCGUUAUCAUCGGAGGCGGAGCGGCCGGCAUCAACACGGCGCAAGCUCUGGCCAAGAACCUCACGGAGGCGGACGACACCGAGGUCGUCGUCCUCGAGAAGAACUCCUUCUUCUACCACGUCGUCGGCGCCCCGCGUGCCUACGUGGACGCCGACUACACCGACAAGAUGUUCAUCCCGUACGACAACGCCAUCCCCAAACACUCCGCCAAGUUCGUGCGCAUCGUGCGCGGCGUGGCCACGCGCAUCUCGGCCGAGACGAACCAGGUGUCGUACCACGCGAUCGGCAGCGACGACCGGCAGAGCGAGGCGACGGAGACGCUGCAGUUCGACUACCUGGUGCUGGCCACGGGCAGCUCGUACUCGGUGCCGAUCAAGCCGGACAGUCGAGAGUUCGCUAGGUCGGCCACGGAGGCCAAGCUGCAGGAGGUGCGCGGCCACAUCGAGAAGGCGAAGAAUGUCCUGGUGGUGGGCGGAGGGGCCGUGGGCUGCGAGGUGGCCGCGGAGAUCAAGGCCAAGUAUCCAAUCAAGUCCGUGACGAUCGUCGACGCCAACGACAAGCUCAUUGCUGGCAACAAUCUGCGCGACAAGUUCUACUCGUACUUGAGUGCGUCGCUGGACAAGCUGGGGGUGAAGGUGAUCUUGGGCGAGCGUCUGACGGAGCGUCUGAGCGGCAAUAGCUUUGAGAAGCGCACGCUGCGCACCGACAAGGGCACGGAGAUUGAGUCGGACAUCCAACUCCUGUGUGGUGGGUUUAGUCCCGUUGCGACGCUGGUUCAUGAGAUGGAUGCGAGUCUUGUGGACAAACGUGGAGCUGUGAAGGUGAACGGCCAGUUGCAGCUGGAGGGCGACAAGUACGCUCACAUGUUCGCGCUGGGCGAUGUAUGCAACCACCCAGCGCCCAAGAUGGCGCUCGUUGCUGGCGAGCAGGGCAAGUUCCUUGCUGCAGAACUGGCAACCGUGAUUCGCAAGAAGCAAGUAGGUUUUACGAAGCCAUUCGAGGAGCCGCCAGUUGCCGCGAUGAUCUUGCCCCUGGGUCCGUGCGGAGGCGUAUCACAGCUGCCCGUGUGGGGAGGUGUCGUGUUCGGGGACUGGGUCACCUGGAUGAUCAAGUCGAGAGACUACUUCGCUGGGUACAUCUGGUCCAGCAUCGGUGCGACCGUCCCGAAGUAA